GGCAGUGCAAACAGCUCCAACACUGAGGUGGAGUGGCCAAACAGGUUCCCUGGAAGGAGAGUUUUUCUUAAAAAAGAUGAUGCCUGCAAAUGGAAAUUUGCUGUACAAAGGCAACUGCCGCAAGCCGUUAGGGAAACUGGCUCAGAGGCUGGAAGAGGUGAAGUGUCCCUGGAGGCAGAGCUCCGGCCUGGAGCUCAGUCACAGUGAAGUGGCCAGGCUGGCUACAGACGCCUUGCUGGAGUCCGGCCUCGCCGCCUACAAGCGGGCACUGGCUGGCGAGAGGGAGCUGGGCUUCCUCUCCAAGCUGGAGAUCGCCUACAUCAGUCAGAGGGGUGGAGUGGCCAGGCUGGCCGAGCCCAGCCACAGUGACUGGGAAGCCGGGGACACGCAGUCGGAGCUGACCUCGGGCACCUACUUCCCCAUGCAGUCCGACUCCGAGGCUCCAGUGCUGGACCUAGGCUGGUCCAAAGGUCAAUCCUGUGCCUCCCUGCCCUCAGACACUCAGGUCAUCUUCCAAAGGGACAAGACUCACAGCAUCAAGGACACCAUACGCCAGUUGUUCAGCGAGGCCAAGUCGCUCAUUGCGAUUAUGAUGGAUCUGUUCACUGAUGUUGACAUAUUUUGUGACUUGUUGGAAGCUUCUGCUAAACGGGGAGUGCCCGUCUACCUACUUCUGGAAGAAACUAACCUGGAACACUUUAUGCUAAUGUGUGACGAGCUUGACAUUCAAAAAGAUCACGUGAUGAACAUGCGGAUCAGGAGCGUGGUGGGAGACACAUACUGCACAAAGUCUGGGAAGAAGUUUAGUGGCCAAGUCCUGGAGAAGUUCAUGAUAAUUGACCUGGAACAAGUGGUGGCAGGUUCAUACAGGCUUCCCAAAGUAUCUUUUAGAAUUGCAAACACAGUUGGAAAAUGGCAGAUGUUGCAAUCAGUUUGUAUACAGCAAGUGCCCAUAGACAGCAUGUGACAAAUGACCACAGG
Messenger RNA from Rhincodon typus (whale shark), 981 nucleotides. RefSeq names its product family with sequence similarity 83 member C (gene sack1c). The transcript is spliced from 4 exons. NCBI's taxonomy places the organism in Eukaryota, Metazoa, Chordata, Chondrichthyes, Orectolobiformes, Rhincodontidae. The coding region runs from base 77 to 967 and encodes 296 amino acids. The record is from RefSeq and is a predicted model, not a curated record.